CUAAGUUCCAUCUAUUAUUAUACUCACACUUUAUCCCCCAUGGCACCAGCAAGCUUAACAAUCUAAAACUUAAGUAUCAACUUCCCACUAAGUUCCAUCUUGUAUUAUACUCACACUUUAUCCCCCAUGGCUCCAGCCAGUUUAACAAUCUCAAACAUAAGCAUCAACUUCUCACUAAGUUCCAUCUUGUAUUAUACUCACACUUUAUCCCCCAUGGCACCAGCCAGUUUAACAAUCUCAAACAUAAGCAUCAACUUCCCACUAAGUUCCAUCUUGUAUUAUACUCACACUUUAUCCCCCAUGGCUCCAGCCAGUUUAACAAUCUCAAACAUAAGCAUCAACUUCUCACUAAGUUCCAUCUUGUAUUAUACUCACACUUUAUCCCCCAUGGCUCCAGCCAGUUUAACAAUCUCAAACAUAAGCAUCAACUUCCCACUAAGUUCCAUCUUGUAUUAUACUCACACUUUAUCCCCCAUGGCUCCAGCCAGUUUAACAAUCUCAAACAUAAGCAUCAACUUCUCACUAAGUUCCAUCUUGUAUUAUACUCACACUUUAUCCCCCAUGGUUCCAGCCAGUUUAACAAUCUCAAACAUAAGCAUCAACUUCCCACUAAGUUCCAUCUUGUAUUCAUCAUCUUCUUUAACAAACUUUUCCCACCAUGGAGGGGGAGGCUUCUCUCUUAAUUCCUCAAUUUCAUCAUCAGACU
This is a messenger RNA of Owenia fusiformis, 706 nucleotides long. The record is from the annotation of a GenBank genome assembly. NCBI's taxonomy places the organism in Eukaryota, Metazoa, Annelida, Polychaeta, Sabellida, Oweniidae.